AUGAAUAAUUCAGAAAAUGAAUCAAAAUAAUCUGAAUAAACUUAAACAAUUGAUUAUUAUCAAUAAUUAAAUGAAAACAGAAAUAAUAUUAUCUCUAAUGUAUCCUUGUUAGAGAGGACUAUAUUUUAAUUACUAAAAAAAUAUCCAGAAGUAUUCGUUUACAAUGAAUAACAAGUAUAUGAUGGCAAGAGUCAAGGUGCUAAUUUUAUUUUAGAAAAUGGAUUAUUAUUAGGUAAAGGAGCUUAUGGUACAGUGUAUUCAACAGUAAAUCCAAAUAAUAAUUUACCAGCUGCCUUAAAGGUAUAAGAGAAUUGUGAUUUUGAUUAAGUAAUUAUACAAGCAGAAGAAUUUAAAAUAUAAAAAAAAAUUGCUAAGCAUUUUCCAGAAUGCAUUAUCUAAAUACAAAAUAAAAUUGUUAUUAGUUUAAAAUAUAUGAAUACUUAUCGUAUGUAUGCUUACUUAGAUCUAGGAUUGGGAAACCUAAGGGAAUAUUAAAUAAAAUUUAAUAAAUUUACUGAUCUUCAAUUCAAUAAUAUGUUUGAUUGUAUUUUAGAUAGUAUUAUUAAAAUUCACUCUCUCAAAAUUGCACAUGGUGAUAUUAAAUUAGAAAAUAUUAUAAAUACAUAAAAAAAUGGUUGGGUUUUAGCUGAUUUUGGAUGUGCAAUUUAAUACACAACUCCUUAUGGUGAAUAUCCUAUUGUUGGUACUAGAGUUUACUUGUAAAAAUAAGUAAGAGGUGCAUUGAAAAAUAACUUAAAAAUGUUUAAAAUGAAUUUAUUUAAAAAAGAUAUUUAUGCAUUUUAAUUGACUAUGCUUUAGAUACUAUAUCCUGAUGAUAACAUUUCACAUUUAUAAUAGAUUUUAGAUACAUAAUAAAUAGUACAUCCUAAAAUAGAUUCACUAUAUAAUAAAGAUUAUAUCUCUAUUAAAGCAUAAUUUAUUUAAAAAGAAUUCAUUAGAAAUUCAUAAAUUUAAGAAUCAAUUCAAAAUAUUGAUGAUAUAAAAAUGAAAUUGGAAAAUAAUUUCAAACUUAGUUUCUAUUAUAAAUUAUAUUAAGAUACAUUAAAAUUACCUUAUAAUAAAGAUAUGGACUUUUGGACUUAAACUCUUUUGAAUAUAGCUAUUUAAGACUAUUCUGAUAGAGAAGAAAGAGUAAAAUAAAUUAUGAUUUUGGAUACUUUUGUAGAUAGAUACUCUAAUCAUAUAUCAGCUUAAGAAAUUUUUGAAGAAAUCUCAUUUGAAGAUUUGACAAAGCUAGAGUAUGAUCUAUACUUUGAUGUUUUUGAAAAAAGAGGCUAGAAGAUGCUGUAAUUAAUGCUUUGUCAAGGAUAUUAAACAAUUUUAGAAGAACUGAAUUGCAAUUUAAAAUUUUAGGAGGCUGAGUUACUCUAUAUAGUUGGUUAAUGGGACUAAGCUAAAGAGGCCAUUAAUAGUAUUCAAAAUGUAUUAGAAUUAGAGAAUGAUGAAAUGUUACUUAAAUUUAUUUGUUUAAAGGCUCGAUUGAAUGAUUAAUGGAUAAAUACUAGAGAAGAAAUCAUACCAUAUUUAAUGAAUUAUAAAGAUAUGUUUUAAAUCUUAAUAGAAUGGAAAUUUAUAUUGAUGGAUUCAAUUUGGUUAGAUAAAUCUAAGAAUAUAGUAAAUACUAUUUAUCAUAGAUAGAAUAAGGAAUAAUUUGAUGGGAUCAAUUCAUUUAAUUAUAAAAAAGGUGAAAAUUAAUAAAAGCCAAUCAAAUUAAAUUUUUUAAAAUACAUUAAAACAUUUUAUCUGGAAUAAGAAGAAGUUAAUUAAGAUGGCAUUAAUAUUAUUAAAUAAAUGUAAAACUUCAAUUAUGAUAAAUAUGCAAUAUUUUAUUAAGGUUGGAUAUGUUGUGAGAUAUUAUAGUAUCAUGAUAUCUAUCAAUCCCAUAUCGAAGAAUUAAUAUAAUUUAUUGAGUAGAAUUUAGAAGAUUAUUAUUUUAAUUGGGUUAUUUAUGAUUGUUAUGCACGAUUUCUUACUUACAAAAGAGAAUUCAUGAAGGGUAAGCAAUAUUUAUAUAAAGCAAUGAAAAUAGUAUAAAAUGAUUGCAUCCAUAAUUAAUUCACCCUUUGUCAUCACUUAUUAUAAUUACAAAUCUAGGAAAACAAUUUAGAAUGCAUUGAUACUUUUACUAAAACUAUCAAUUUUAUUAAAUAAAUGCCUAAUUCAAACUUUACUUAAUUUUUAUUUAUAACUUUAUUAUAAGAAAUCUUAGUUAUGUGUGAUUUAGGAUCUUAAAUAAAAUUAAAAGAUUUUUUAGAUUAAGCAAUUUAAAUUCUAAAAGAUUAAUUAAAUGGACUUAAAUUUAUACCACUCCUCAAUUAUAUGAGUUAAAAAGAGGAAGCUGUAUAGAACAAAGAUUUUUAUGCUCUUAAAACUGCAAUGUGGCAAUCACUACCAGAGCUACUUGAAGCAACAGGAGACAUAUAUGAAGAGGAAGUCCUUAUUGGUUUUCAUUAAUUAUUUGUAAUAUUAGAAUUUUUGAAUUUGUAAUUGGAGGAUGAAACAAGAUAUACAUCCAGAUGGAUCUAAUCAUUGAUAAUAUUAAAUUAGAUAGGUUUCAAUAUUAAGAAGUUUCCAAAACAAAUAUUAGAUGUAAGUCCAUGUCUUUAUGCUCGUUCAUGUCAUAGGUAAGGUGAUGAAAGGAAAUUAGAAGAAGCUAAAGAAUUAUAUAUGUUUUAUCUUAAAAACAAAAGUUGGUUUUUUUGA
Messenger RNA from Paramecium pentaurelia, 2724 nucleotides. The record is from the annotation of a GenBank genome assembly. NCBI's taxonomy places the organism in Eukaryota, Ciliophora, Oligohymenophorea, Peniculida, Parameciidae.